AUGGCCAAUGCUGACAGGGAGGUGGAGCAGGCAGGUGUGUCUGACUUGGAGAUCAUCUCUCAGCCUGUGGAGGACGAGAACCAGUGCUUGGCUCCUCCAGUGCAGCUGCUGAGUUUUGGCUACAGGGACCUGCCUCUCACAGCUUUGGAUGUGUCGCUGGCUGGAUCACAGCUUCUCUCCAAUGCAGACGAAGAUGAGAACAGGGAGGGGUCAAACUGGCUGAAGCCGUGCUGUGGCCAUCGUGUCGCUGUAUGGCAGGUCUGUCUGCUGAGUGCUGGCUUCAACUGUGUCUUAGUGGCCUGUGUCAUCCUGGUGGUGCUCUUUCUGUCUCUGGAGUUACUCAUAGACACCAAACUUCUACAAUUUUCCAAUGCUUUUCAAUUUGCCAGCAUUAUCCACUGGAUUAGCCUUAUUAUUCUUUCACUCUUCUUUUCAGAGACUGUCUUCAGAAUAAUAGUGCUGGGUAUCUGGGACUACAUAGAGAACAAAGUAGAGGUAUUUGAUGGUGCGGUCAUUGUACUCUCUCUGGCUCCUAUGGUGGCCUCCACAGUGGCCAAUGGACCCAGCAGCCCCUGGGACGCCAUCAGCCUCAUCAUCACCCUGCGCAUAUGGAGAGUCAAGAGGAUCAUCGAUGCGUAUGUGCUACAAGUCAAAGUUGAGAUGGAGCUGGAGAUCCAGCAGUGUGAGAAAACCAAAGCAGUGAGAGAGGAGCAGCUGGAGCGGCUCACUCAGAUCUGCCAGGAACAGGCUUUUGAGAUCAGGCAGUUGAGGGCACAUUUGGCGCAGCAGGACUUGGAUCUGGCAGCAGAGCGAGAAGCAGCCAUGCAGAUCCACCAUGUCUGGGGCAAACAGGGGAGAAACUUUAAAGUUGUGGAGGGCAUGACUCCUGGGGAGUAUGAGGAUGAAGGCAGCCACCGAAACCCCAGGGAGCCACAUGCAACAACAGAUCCAGUUGUACGUGAUGAUAUGAACAACUAUAUCAGCCAAUAUUACAGUGAAGCCAGCAGUGAAGCUGGUGCAUCAGGUGCCGGCGUGCGGGUCAUUACUACUGCAGCCAUUGACGUUCACCUACCCACAACCCCCCAUCCCAUUCAGUCCAACCCAAUGCUGGCCAUGGAGCGGGUUGGCAGUGCCCUGAGUGACAUUUCCACCAGCAUAUCACGUUCCAGCGGCAGUCUGACAGCCCGCCCCCUCAGUCUGAGCAGCCACACUCCAGGAUCCUCGCUGACAGACUGUAGCAGCAGCACAGCCCAGGACCUGAGCCUGAACUACAGCUCUGUGCGCUGUGCCCCCCCUGCCUUCCCCGGGCCGGACUCCCGCAGGGACCCCAGUGCUGUGGUACAGGAGCUGCUUUCCUCUCUCUCUGAGGACUCCUGUCGCACUCAGAAAAGUCUGGACCCUGUCAACCUUAAGCUUCCCAGUCCUACAGGGUCCGAAAAAGCCAGUCCUGAGUUGGACCACAGAAUAAACCUGUUCAAUCGCAGGAACCAGGAGGAACGGAGAGGGCGGGGUAGAGGCAGUGGUCCACUACAGACUAAGCCUCUGAUUCACCUGCAGGGCGGCAGCACUGAGCUCUCUUUGGAGGAGAAGUAUAGGCUCCUGGGUCCCUCUGACACCCCUUUGGGUCACAUGCCUGAUACAUAGGCUGCAUCCGCCCAGGAGAAGAGGCCUCUGAUGCUAUUAACUUGGACGGACCGCACACAUUAUACAUGGUAUUCUGUUCUUUCUGCGUAAAAUCCACUCUUGGUCAUAUAAGACCAAGUUUUGAUUUUACACAUAUCAUACAGUAUAAGUGAUAAUGGACUCUUCCCACCUGCUUUGAUAAAAAUCCAUGGUGCAUCUGAAACAAAUGCCCAUAAAUAGCACAAAGGAGACAACCCCAUUUGAAUGCACUGUUGUACACUCUCUUUCAGGAAUUAAUGAAAUGGUCCUAAAUGCAAUGAACACUAAAAAUAAAACCAGCAAGGACCCUUCAGGUCUCUACUGAACUCAACUUUAUUGCCAGUGUUCCAAGCCAAGACGCUGUUCUCUGCUUUUGGAAAUUAGAACAGCUAAGUGUUUUAUAAAGAAAUUCUGCUUUUGUUUCAUUUGUACUUCAAACAAUUAUCAUGCUGUUCGCUGUUUCUGAUGUUACAGGGUAAGACAUUGAGAAGAUUGGCUUGUUGAUACAAAAGCCAUUUAACCUUUGCCUUUUGCCACAAAUUUAUUUCAUAUAAAACUACGGGGCAUCAUUAAAAAAAAAAAAAAAUGAAAAGAAAAAAAAACUGUGAAAAGCUUAUAUGUUUCAUGAAAAAAUGUCUUACUAUUUUUCUGUAUGGAUGAACGGCAAGGUUAUGUGACUGGAGUGCUUGUAGC
Messenger RNA from Boleophthalmus pectinirostris (great blue-spotted mudskipper), 2355 nucleotides. RefSeq names its product transmembrane protein 266-like. The record is from RefSeq and is a predicted model, not a curated record. NCBI's taxonomy places the organism in Eukaryota, Metazoa, Chordata, Actinopteri, Gobiiformes, Gobiidae. Gene Ontology annotation, cellular component: plasma membrane. The transcript is spliced from 10 exons. Bases 1 to 1644 code for a protein of 547 amino acids. Gene Ontology annotation, molecular function: voltage-gated channel activity.